AUGAAAUCAACAAUUUUUUGCCUGUUCUUUAUAUUGUUCUUUACUACUGUUUUAUUCAUUAAAGUUGAACCACAACCUACUUAUAUUGAUGAAAAACAUGGCAAAAGUUUAAUUAACAAUCAAGAUUCAAUAGAUGAAAAUAUUGGAAGCCUAAACUUUUCUCCUGACAUAGUUUAUGAUACAAAUAAUAAUGAUGAUACCUCAGAAAAUACAAAACGAGGUGUUCUUCGUUACUCUGGUGGAUUAUAUGGAAAAAGAACAUUACGUUAUUCAGGUGGAUUGUAUGGAAGAAAAAAAAGAUCUAAUGGUAUACUUAUUAUACCAUUCCCACCACAAGAAUUUUUUCAAAAUUAUAUAAAUGAUGGAAUGUCAUUUGAUCAAACAUUUCCCGGAACAAGAGCAAGAAGAGCUCUCCUUAUUAAACGUACUAAUGACAGAAUCGUUAGUAGAGCCAUGCCAAUGAAUGGAGGAUUAUUUGGAAAAUAA
This is a messenger RNA of Strongyloides ratti, 486 nucleotides long. RefSeq lists its product as hypothetical. The coding region runs from base 1 to 486 and encodes 161 amino acids. The record is from RefSeq and is a predicted model, not a curated record. The transcript has a single exon. Lineage: Eukaryota; Metazoa; Nematoda; Chromadorea; Rhabditida; Strongyloididae.